AGGUGGAGUUUUCUUUGCCUUUUUCCUCCUCUCCUUUUCCCCGGAGCCAGUCAUGAGUGCCUGUGCCUUUGAACUCCAGCUCUGCAGAGCGCGAUUGCGGUCGCGCUAUAAAUAAAGUUAAGGGCCAAGCAGAGGGCGAGCAUUGAGCUUGGCGGAGGGAAAGAGGAGGGUUUUCCCAGUCGCGCCUACAGCCGCUUCUCCUGCUGCUUCCGCCGCCAGCCAUGGCCUGCAUGGACAGAUGCCGCUGCUGCGUGGACAGUAGGAGGCAGAGCAGCAUCCUUUACAACAUCCUGAAGAGCGAGCAGCAGCAGGGAACCGGGCAAGCGGCCCCGCAGCCCGGCCCGGGAGGCCACGCGACGGGCUUAGGCUGCUCGUGCGGCUUGCAGAGGCGGGUGGCUCUCAAGAACCCGCAAGUGGCGUGCAAGGCAGCUUCGGCCGUGCUGGUGAAGACGCUGCGGUUCGUCAAGAGCGUGCCCUGCUUCCAGGAGCUGCCCCUGGACGAGCAGCUGGUGCUGGUGCGCAGUUGCUGGGCUCCGCUCCUCGUGCUGGGGCUGGCCCAGGACCUCGUGCAUUUCGAGACGGUGGAGACCACUGGGCCCAGCAUGUUGCACAGGAUACUGACCAGCAAGCUGCGCCAAGAAGAGGACGAUGAGGAGGAGGAAACUUCGCUGAUGCUGCUCCACAUGACUCCCAGAUCGCCGGAGCAGCAGCCCUGCGGCGGCGGCAGCAACAGCUUGACACUGCCCUUGGUGGAGGAGAUCCAAGCUAUCAAAGGCUUCCUGGCCAAGUGCUGGAGUUUGGACAUCAGUACCAAGGAGUACGCCUAUCUCAAGGGAACGGUGCUCUUCAACCCGGAUUUGCCAGGGCUCCACUGUGUACAGUAUAUCCAGGGAUUACAGCAAGAAGCACAGCAAGCCCUAAAUGAACAUGUCAGAUUGAUUCACAGAGGGGACCAGGCCAGAUUUGCCAAAUUGAAUGUGGCUCUGUCCAUGCUCAGAUCUAUCAGUGCUAGUGUUAUUGCUGAACUUUUCUUUAGGCCCAUCAUUGGAGCAGUGAAUAUGGAUGAUAUGCUUUUGGAGAUGCUUUGUGCAAAGUUAUGAAGUUUUGUGAGAAUCUAUCUAAUAUAUAAUAAAAUAAUGCAACAUGGAAGUCCUACAACAGAAUAGUGUAAAGUAUUGUAAAAUAAACUAACUUAUUGUUUUUACAUAGACAGUAUUUUUGUAUUCAAUAAUAAAAUUUUCUUUGAGCUUUGACACUUAACUUUUAUUAAGUGAAUAUGCCUUGAAAAGGCUUCUGUAAACAGCUGUAUAUCCUUCAGCUGUUUAGUUUACAAACUGAGAUGUCUAUUCUAUGCCUGUCACUGAAUAGACAGUGCAUGUUGUGUUCAAAUUUGGAAGCUUCUGCUUCCUUUCAUACAAGUUGUUGUUAUAGUCCUACAUGAGACCAAACAAGGUACACAGUUUUAUCUUCCACUGAAUUUCCAAUCCUAACUGAACAGUUAUUUCAAGGUGUGCAAAACUCUUUCUGACUUCUAACACUCUUAAGUCAACUGAAGACUGACUUCCAACAGCAGAAUUUGGAUCAGAACUAUGUCAAAACUGUCUUGCAAACUGUUUAAUUAACUGGUGAACCAUAAAUAUUUAAAAUCAAAAUAA
Molecule: messenger RNA, 1655 nt
Organism: Sphaerodactylus townsendi
Lineage: Eukaryota; Metazoa; Chordata; Lepidosauria; Squamata; Sphaerodactylidae
Gene: NR0B1
Product: nuclear receptor subfamily 0 group B member 1
Exons: 2
Coding region: 222-1100 (292 amino acids)
Biological process (GO): negative regulation of transcription by RNA polymerase II
Cellular component (GO): nucleus; cytoplasm
Molecular function (GO): transcription corepressor activity; transcription factor binding
Source: RefSeq, a predicted model, not a curated record